AUGGGUCGCAGGCGUACCGAUUCGGAACUGGGUCGUUAUGCUCUGGUUUUCCUUCUGUUGAUGGCUACAAUCUCAUGCUGUCUGGUCUAUAUUUGCUUCUCUAUGCUCUUCAGACCGGCUGCUCCGCUGAUUAGGGAUUCCGGCGAAUUAUUGGAAACUAGUAGCAGUAAUUAUGAUGGAUUGGAAGGCGACGAGUGCUGUAGAGGAAUUGAGCAUUUGGAGCUCUGGGGUGAUGCUGUGAAGUGGGGUUCUGAUUUCAAAGCUAAUUCUUCGAGAGAGUGUUGUAUGGCUUGUAAGAAUAUGUGUGGCGGCGACGACGGACCUUGUUUAUGUGAUUCUUGGGUUUUUUGUGGCGAUAAGGUCGCUUGCGGUUCUCAUUUCGGCGAGUGUUGGCUAAAGAAGCAGAAACAUACUUUGGAGCCUGAUCGGCGAGAUUCUGGUGCUCAUGUGAUGUGGACUUCUGGACUAGUUUUUGGAAAAGGAGAGGGUAUCGUUGGACUGGAAACAGAAUAUGGGACAGUUCAUGUAAAACUCUUACCAGAUUGUGCACCACAAUCUGUUUCAUAUAUUCUUGAACUACUAACAGCACGCCACUGUGCCGGUUGCCAUUUUUAUCGUGCAGAAAGCCGUGUGAGGUAUUGGGAUGAAGAAGGAAAUCACAUGGAAAAGGCUCCAUAUGGCCCUCCAUAUGCGCUAAUUCAAGGAACACUCGAAGCACAUGGCACAGUAUUUAAUGAAAUUCCAAAAGAGGCAUGUCCUAACAUAAAAAGAGGGGCGCUUGCUUGGGUAGGAUCUGGGCCAGAAUUCUUCAUCAGCCUUGCGAACCAUAAUGAAUGGCGAGAGGCAUACACAGUGUUCGGGUUUGUUCUUCCCGAGGAUAUGGGAGUUAUCGAGAAAAUUGCAAAUCUUCCAACCAAAACAGAGAUGUGGAGCAAUAUUCAUGUCAAUGUGUUGGAACAAUCUGUUCCGUUGCAUUUCCGACAAGUCCUGGUGUAAGCCUGGUUUAGUUAUAUUGUUUCUGUCAGUUAACACUUGAAUAGAACUGUAAUUUAGUCCAGAGACUUUGAAGAUAAAUUAAUACAAAAAAAGUUGACAUUUAAA
Messenger RNA from Mercurialis annua (annual mercury), 1101 nucleotides. RefSeq lists its product as uncharacterized. Lineage: Eukaryota; Viridiplantae; Streptophyta; Magnoliopsida; Malpighiales; Euphorbiaceae. The record is from RefSeq and is a predicted model, not a curated record. Gene Ontology annotation, biological process: protein peptidyl-prolyl isomerization. Bases 1 to 996 code for a protein of 331 amino acids. The transcript has 5 exons. Gene Ontology annotation, molecular function: peptidyl-prolyl cis-trans isomerase activity.